Molecule: messenger RNA, 879 nt
Organism: Fusarium coffeatum
Lineage: Eukaryota; Fungi; Ascomycota; Sordariomycetes; Hypocreales; Nectriaceae
Exons: 3
Coding region: 1-879 (292 amino acids)
Biological process (GO): retrograde transport, endosome to Golgi; phospholipid translocation
Cellular component (GO): endosome; trans-Golgi network
Source: RefSeq, a predicted model, not a curated record
AUGGAAGAAGGGUUUAUGGGAUGGGUCAUGGAGCUGACGGCCUGGGUGGCCCCCUUUUUUAUCGUCAUGUCGCCCGUCCUCUCCUAUGCCGACCAGAUCGUUUCCAUGUACCGAAGCAAGACCAGUGCAGGCUUCUCUCUUGAUAUUCCUCUUAUUAUGCUUGUGGCGUCUCUCCUGAGAAUAUUUUACUGGCCCCACGCUCAAUACGAUACGAGUCUUCUCCUCCAGUCCCUGUUGAUGAUUGUCGUUCAAGUGGCUCUCCUGAAGGUCGCUCUUGACUUCCGACCUCCUCCCCCCACCAAGGGCGGCGACGCUGGUCUGCCUUUCGCUGGUGCCGACGACAACUUGAUGGGCUUCCAACGCCCCUAUAACUUCUGGCAAUGGCGAUCUCCCCGACGAUACUGGCAGGCUGUCAUGUACUUUGCUGCUGCUCUCGUUGUUCUUGAGCUUCUCCUUUCUCAGAUGCCUGGUCUCUAUGCUGUAUAUGCGAACGCUAUUGGAUGCAUUGGACUUGGUGUGGAGGCGACACUUCCCAUCCCUCAGAUCUUGGUCAACGCACGAUCCAAGUCUUCCAAGGGUCUACGACUGUCGGUCUUGGCUGCCUGGAUUGGUGGAGACACAAUGAAGCUGUUUUGGUUCUUCACAUCAAAGUCUGAGAUUCCAUGGUCUUUCAAGAUCUCAGGCAUGUUCCAGGCGUCAUGCGAUUUUUUCCUUGGUUUCCAGUACCUGCUGUACAACACUCCCGAGGAGCCUGCGCAAAUCAAGGAGCACCCUAUGGUUGAGUGGGAGGCACCCAAGGCGACAACGCGAAGCCACAGCCGAAGCCUUACCCCUACACGACGACCCGCUCCUUUUGUUGGCGCACAAGAAGUUAAAUAA